Messenger RNA from Scutellospora calospora, 147 nucleotides. The record is from the annotation of a GenBank genome assembly. NCBI's taxonomy places the organism in Eukaryota, Fungi, Glomeromycota, Glomeromycetes, Diversisporales, Gigasporaceae.
AAAAUAUGUUGUGAGGAUAACAAAUAUUUACCAGAUGAAGAGAUAAGUAUAUCUGAUAACUUUUAUAUUGAGGAUUUCUUCAAUAACAAUGAAGAUGAUAAUAAUGAUAGUAGAGGGUAUUGUAGUUUUUCUAAUGAUGAAGAUUAA